This is a messenger RNA of Nymphaea colorata (pocket water lily), 6035 nucleotides long. Its product is annotated as NAD(P)H-quinone oxidoreductase subunit H, chloroplastic. The record is from RefSeq and is a predicted model, not a curated record. The transcript has a single exon. NCBI's taxonomy places the organism in Eukaryota, Viridiplantae, Streptophyta, Magnoliopsida, Nymphaeales, Nymphaeaceae. Gene Ontology annotation, molecular function: NAD binding; quinone binding; NADH dehydrogenase (ubiquinone) activity. Bases 17 to 1198 code for a protein of 393 amino acids.
CGGAGAAUAAAAACAUAUGACUGUACCAGACGCAAGAAAAGACCUCCUCGUGGUCAAUAUGGGUCCUCACCACCCGUCAAUGCAUGGUGUUCUUCGACUCAUUGUUACUCUAGAUGGCGAAGAUGUUAUCGACUGUGAACCCAUAUUGGGUUAUUUACACAGAGGAAUGGAAAAAAUUGCGGAAAACCGAACAAUUAUACAAUAUCUACCUUAUGUAACACGUUGGGAUUAUUUAGCUACUAUGUUCACGGAGGCAAUAACCGUUAAUGCACCUGAGGAAUUGGGAAAUAUUCAAGUACCUAAAAGAGCCAGCUAUAUUAGGGUAAUUAUGCUGGAGUUGAGUCGUAUAGCUUCGCAUUUGUUAUGGCUUGGACCUUUUAUGGCCGAUAUCGGUGCGCAGACUCCUUUCUUCUAUAUUUUCAGAGAGAGGGAAUUGUUAUAUGAUCUAUUCGAAGCUGCCACAGGUAUGCGAAUGAUGCAUAAUUAUUUCCGUAUCGGGGGGGUAGCUGCUGAUUUACCUCAUGGCUGGAUAGAUAAAUGUUUAGAUUUCUGCGAUUAUUUUUUAACGGGAGUUGUUGAAUAUCAAAAGCUUAUUACGCGCAAUCCCAUCUUUUUGGAACGAGUUGAAGGGGUAGGUUUUAUUGGGGGAGAGGAAGCCAUAAAUUGGGGUUUAUCAGGACCAAUGCUACGAGCUUCCGGAAUCCAAUGGGACCUUCGUAAAGUCGAUCGGUAUGAGUGUUAUGAUGAAUUCGAUUGGGAAGUCCAAUGGCAAAAAGAAGGAGACUCAUUAGCUCGUUAUUUAGUAAGAAUUGGCGAAAUGACGGAAUCCAUCAAAAUUAUUCAACAGGCUCUGGAAGGAAUUCCGGGGGGACCUUAUGAAAAUUUAGAAUUCCGACGCUUUGCUGGAACAAAAGAUUCAGAAUUGAACGACUUUGAAUAUCGAUUCAUUAGUAAAAAGCCUUCUCCCAGUUUUGAAUUGUCAAAACAAGAACUUUAUGUGAGAGUAGAAGCCCCAAAGGGAGAAUUAGGUAUUUUUCUGAUAGGAGAUAAUAGUGUUUUUCCUUGGAGAUGGAAAAUACGUCCACCCGGUUUCAUCAAUUUGCAAAUUCUUCCUCAGCUAGUUAAAAGAAUGAAAUUGGCUGAUAUUAUGACAAUACUAGGUAGUAUAGAUAUCAUUAUGGGAGAAGUUGAUCGUUGAAAUGAUAAUUGAAGAAGCACAAGCUAUCAAUUCUUUUUUCAGAUCGGAAUCCUCAAAAGAGGCCUAUGGGCUCAUAUGGUUACUUGUACCUAUUGUUACUCUUGUAUUGGGAAUCACAAUAGGGGUAUUAGUAAUUGUGUGGCUAGAAAGAAAAAUAUCUGCAGGGAUACAACGACGAAUUGGUCCUGAGUAUGCCGGCCCCCUGGGCAUUCUUCAAGCUCUAGCGGAUGGGGUCAAACUACUUUUCAAAGAAGAUCUUCUUCCAUCUAGAGGAGAUAUUCGUUUAUUUAGUGUCGGCCCAUCCGUAGCGGUCGUAUCAAUUCUACUGAGUUAUUCAGUAAUUCCCUUUGGCCAUCACCUUGUACUAACCGAUCUCAGUAUAGGUGUUUCUCUAUGGAUCGCUAUUUCAAGUAUUGCCCCUAUCGGACUUCUUAUGUCCGGAUAUGGAUCAAAUAAUAAAUAUUCCUUUUCAGGUGGUUUACGAGCUGCUGCUCAAUCUAUAAGUUAUGAAAUACCGUUAACUCCAUGUGUGUUAUCAAUAUCUCUACGUGUGAUUCGUUGGAAUACGCACUCCUACCUCUUUCUUUGCUUUUUCUAGGAAAGAAGUUGGUUGAUUGAAUAUAUAGAUAGAACUCUUUUUUAUUCAUCACUGGGAUCUAUGAACUAAACCAGAUAGUUAUAUGAGUGAAACAAAACUGCUUAUGAAUUCGCAGUAAGAAGAUCGAGUCUCAUUACCUACGUACGAGAGUAAAGUGGAGCUAAACAUAAGCAGCGGAAGCUGUUUACCCCAAGUAUCGAUUAGCCAUCAGGACUUGAAGCGGGCGCAAAAGAUCAACUGUAUGGAAUUUUUACUCUUGUAUUUAUUACCAUACCGAGGAUCCACCAAAACUGAGUGGACGGUUAGGAACACCAAGGUACACAAAAGAUUAGUAAUGGAGAUAAUGUAACGUAUCCAAACGGAUAUUUUGACAUUACAUAAAAGGAGUCAUAAUGAGGGCUUGAAGUUGGUAGAAAUGAUCAAAAAGUACUUCCCCGUGAUCCCGAUCCAGAGUAUAGCUCCUAUCCACUGAUUUAAAAAUAACUAUCAGGAACGAAGUAAUCCUUUAUUUAUAUAGUAUAGUCCUUCUGAGAAAGAAGAGAAGAACAGGAAGGAAAAAUGGAUUGACUAUUUAUUGUAUCUUAUGGAAAGAUCGAGUUAAGUUAUUACUGAACAAGAAACUCAGCAAAAAGAAUAAAGGAUGAGAUGGAUUCAGAAGUGUACUUUUUAUUUGUUAUUAUCUUAUCGCGGACAGAAUCCCACUGGUCUAGUUCACUUAUGAGCAUUUUGAUUCAUCUUUCUUUUUUCCUAUGGUAUGCCGAUGUAAUACCGAAGCAUACCUUAGAUUUAUUCGUGACCAUUGAGGAGCCGUAUGAAGCUGAGGUCUCAUGUACGGUUCUGGAAUAGAGAUGGGAACAGUGAUGUUAUCAUCGACUAUGAUUAUCUAACAGUUCAAGUACGGUUGAUAUAGUUGAGGCGCAGUCAAAAUAUGGUUUUUGGGGGUGGAAUCUUUGGCGUCAACCUAUAGGGUUCAUAGUUUUUAUAAUUUCUUCACUAGCAGAAUGCGAGAGAUUGCCCUUUGAUUUACCGGAAGCCGAGGAGGAAUUAGUAGCAGGUUAUCAAACUGAAUAUUCAGGUAUCAAAUUUGGUUUAUUUUAUGUUGCUUCUUACCUCAAUUUACUAGUUUCUUCAUUAUUCGUAACAGUUCUGUACUUGGGAGGGUGGAAUCUUCCUAUUCCAUAUAUACCAAUUACUGAACUUUUCGAAAUAAAUAAAACUAGUGAAGUCUUUGGAACAACAAUUAGUCUCCUCAUUACAUUAGCUAAAGCUUAUUUGUUCCUGUUCAUUCCUAUCUCAACAAGAUGGACUUUACCUAGGCUGAGAAUGGAUCAACUAUUAAAUCUUGGGUGGAAAUCUCUUUUACCUAUUGCUCUCGGUAAUCUAUUAUUGACAACUUCUUCCCAACUUGUUUCGCUAUAACAGAAUAGGAUAUUCCAGAUUCUUAUCCUCUCUCAAGCAAGAGAAAGAAACAUCAAAUUAUUCAUGGAUAUUCACGAUAUAUGUUUCCUAUGGUGACUGGGUUCAUGAAUUAUGGUCAACAGACAGUACGAGCUGCAAGAUACAUUGGUCAAAGUUUCAUGAUUACCUUAUCUCACGCAAAUCGUUUACCUGUAACUAUUCAAUAUCCUUAUGAAAAAUCGAUCACAUCAGAGCGUUUCCGUGGGCGAAUCCACUUUGAAUUUGAUAAAUGCAUUGCUUGUGAAGUAUGUGUUCGCGUAUGUCCGAUAGAUCUACCUGUUGUUGAUUGGCGAUUAGAAACAGAUAUUAGAAAGAAACGAUUGCUUAAUUAUAGUAUUGAUUUCGGAAUCUGUAUAUUUUGUGGUAAUUGCGUGGAGUAUUGCCCCACAAACUGUUUAUCAAUGACUGAAGAAUAUGAACUUUCCACCUACGAUCGUCACGAAUUAAAUUAUAAUCAAAUUGCUUUGGGUCGGUUACCAAUGUCUGUAAUUGGAGAUUACACAGUUCGAACAAUUAUGAACUCAACUCCAAUAAAAAUAUCUAUGGAGAAACCCCUUGAUUCAAGAACGAUUACCAAUUAAAUUAAAAAUAAGACUAAGUUUUGAUCAAAAGUAGGUAAGUUUCUUUCAUGUCAGACAAAGAAUAACUAGAUUUGUGAGGAUUAUAACUACUUUUUGAAUAUAUAAAUAUAUAUAGCCAUUAUAGCCAUAGCCCUUAUUUGUUUAAUUAAAAAUAUGAAAUUACGAACUCUGUUUCGACUAAAGACAAAAGCAAGAUUGGCCCGUUCAAUUGAUUAACUCAAUCUACAUAAACCCACACCACGCUGGGGUAAGAACUAUUAGAUAUAAAAAAGGGUAACCCACUUUUUCCCGACCAGUAAGAUCAUGAGAUAUUUUGACUUAUUUAUCGCUUAUUUAACACAUAAUGGAUUUACCUGCGCCAAUACAUGAUAUUCUUUUAGUAUCUCUGGGAUCAGGUCUUAUAGUAGGAGGUCUAGGAGUGGUAUUACUUACCAAUCCAAUUUAUUCUGCCUUUUCCUUGGGAUUGGUUCUUGUUUGUAUAUCUUUAUUUUAUAUUCCAUCGAACUCUUAUUUUGUAGCUGCUGCGCAGCUACUUAUUUACGUGGGAGCCAUAAAUGUCUUAAUCUUAUUUGCUGUGAUGUUUAUGAAUGGUUCAGAAUAUUACAAUUCUUUUCAUUUUUGGACUGUCGGAGAUGGAUUCACUUCGCUAGUUUGUACAAGUAUUUUUUUUUCACUAAUUGCUACUAUCCCAAACACGUCAUGGUACGGGAUUAUUUGGACUACAAGAUCAAACCAGAUCAUAGAACAGGACCUGACAAGUAAUGUUCAACAGAUUGGGAUUCAUUUAUCAACAGAUUUUUAUCUUCCAUUUGAACUGAUUUCUAUAAUCCUUUUAGUUUCCUUAGUGGGCGCAAUUGCUAUGGCUCGCCGGGAAUAGAUACUUAGAAUUGGAAAUAACAAACCAACCAAAUAAAAUAAAGCAACCUCCGUGUAAUUGUUAUCGCAUCUAUCUGUCCACCCUAAAUUGGAAUAUUGUUCAUGAGACAUAUUUCAAAGUUUUUGUUAGUUCGACGACCCAUUUCAGUGUCUUUUUUGGUACUGUAUUUCUUAUAUAUAUUAUAUGGAUUGAUAAUUGAAUUAGAUUCAGUAGAAUCUUCUCAUUUAAUUAAUCGAAUCAGUUGAAUUGUUGUUUAUAUUGAAAUGAAUCGAGAUUGACGAGGAGUUGGUCAAUGAUGCUCGAGCAUGUACUUGUUUUGAGUGCCUAUUUAUUUUCUAUUGGUAUCUAUGGAUUGAUCACAAGUCGAAACAUGGUUAGAGCACUUAUGUGUCUUGAACUUAUACUGAAUGCUGUUAAUAUGAAUCUCAUAACAUUUUCUGAUUUAUUUGAUAGUCGCCAAUUAAAGGGAGACGUUUUCUCGAUCUUUGUUAUCGCUAUUGCAGCCGCCGAAGCAGCUAUUGGACCAGCUAUUGUUUCUUCGAUCUAUCGUAACAGAAAAUCAACUCGUAUCAAUCAAUCAAAUUUAUUGAAUAAAUAAAAAUAGUCGGUAGUCGGAACCUUUACUCAAAUAAAAUAUAUAAAGACAUAUACGUUAUGUCACUCUGUAGAAGUAAAUAGACACUCGACUCACGUUAUGGAUCAAUGGAUCAUAAGCAUGGAUUAGGAAUAAGAGUACAAUAAAUUUUAUACGUUUUCUUUCUUUAUUAUAUAUAACUAUAAUUCAUUUAUAGAUUAGCAAAACGUGUAUUGACUGAUAUGACCAUGUUUGAUGAAAGAUAAGAGAUCAAAGUAUCUUGGGCCUAUCUCAUGAACAGAUCAGAAAUAGAUUUCUAACAAAACUUUAUGGUCUAAUCACCGAUUCGUCUGGUGCCAAAAUAUUUAAUCAUUUACUAAAGCUACCAGACCGAAAAUUUAUGACGUUCCAAAAAAAAUUAAUAGAUCUAAUGUCACACUCAGUAAAGAUUUAUGAUACAUGUAUAGGGUGUACCCAAUGCGUACGAGCGUGUCCUACAGAUGUCCUGGAAAUGAUACCCUGGGACGGAUGUAAAGCUAAGCAAAUUGCUUCCGCACCAAGAACGGAGGACUGUGUAGGUUGUAAGAGAUGUGAAUCUGCUUGUCCAACGGAUUUCUUAAGUAUACGGGUUUAUUUAUGGCAUGAGACAACCCGUAGCAUGGGUCUAGCUUAUUAAUACGUUACAAAAAACUCCCCUUGAAUCCAUUUGAUUCCUCUUUACCGACAAAAACCCGUACUCGAUAAAUAAA